AUGGAUGUGGCGACGAUGACGGCGGGCAGCGGCUUGCGAGGCGCAUCGCGCCUUGUUGCAGAGGUAGUUGUCGUGGACCGGAAGGAAGCAGAUGGCGUCGACCGAGUGGCCGUCGGCUCGCAGCGCGGCGGCCGUGGACAGGCCAAGGCGCACGUGACCAACGUGCGGAGGGCUCAUCGUGCCGGACACGAGCAGCACGUAACGGCUAGGCGGGAGCGAGUCGGAGGGCUCGAAGCAGAGGUCGGGAGUCAUGGGUGGCAGUCGGGAGUCAUGGGUGGGCCAGAGCUGGCGGGCGUCGGUUUCUUUUGA
Emiliania huxleyi CCMP1516 is the source of this 309-nucleotide messenger RNA. RefSeq lists its product as hypothetical. The record is from RefSeq and is a predicted model, not a curated record. The transcript has a single exon. Bases 1 to 309 code for a protein of 102 amino acids. Lineage: Eukaryota; Haptophyta; Isochrysidales; Noelaerhabdaceae.